AUGAGCAAGUCCAAUUUGGAUCUGAUCCGCGAAUGCGAUAACUUCCCCUACUAUGAGGACGAUCGCGCUGCGUACACGGAAAACCUCAGCAACUACCAUGCCUUCCACGUGUCCGGAUACGAUGUGACGCUGGGCUACAUCCUGAAUGACGUUGUCGAGAAGUUUCCCUGGUCACAGGCAUGCUGGAAGGUUGACUCUGCAGCCCAGACCGUUACCUUGGUCACGUCUGCGGACGCCAACCCCGCACAACGCAGCAAGCUGGUUGCGCAGAGCAUCACCGAGGCCGUCAAGCUCGGAUGUUUCGAGGUGUUGAAAGGAUGGCGCAAUGAGAAGUACCCGGUCUAUGGACCUGGGGGGGAAUACCUGCUCGAAAUGGAGCGCAGCGCGUCGUGCUUGUUCGGCAUUGUCAGCUACGGCGCUCAUAUGACCGGGUAUGUGGAGGAUGCAACAGGCCUGAAGUUGUGGAUUCCUCGACGCGCGAAGAAUAAGCAAACAUACCCCGGCAUGCUGGAUAACACCGUUGCCGGAGGUAUGUGUACCGGCGAGAAGCCAUUCGAGUGCAUCGUGCGCGAGGCCAUGGAGGAAGCCUCCCUGCCCGAGUCGGUGGUGCGCGCUUCUAUCACUCCGGUGGGAUGUGUUACAUACACGCAUGUACGGGAUCUCCGCGCCGGUGGCGAGACUGGCCUUUUACAGCCAGAGGUGGAGUACGUUUACGAUCUGAAGCUCGAUCCCUCGGUUAUUCCUAAGCCCUGCGAUGAUGAGGUCGAGGAGUUUAACCUGCUGUCUGUAUCCGAGGUAAAGGAGGCGCUGGCCCGCGGCGAGUUCAAGCCGAACUGCUCGGUUAUCAUGAUUGACUUCUUCAUUCGCCAUGGUAUUUUGACGGCGGAGAACGAGCCGGACUACCUGGAUAUCGUGGCGCGCCUGCAUCGCCGUAUGGACCAUCCGACAGCCUCGCAUUGCCUAAAAUAG
Molecule: messenger RNA, 969 nt
Organism: Penicillium canariense
Lineage: Eukaryota; Fungi; Ascomycota; Eurotiomycetes; Eurotiales; Aspergillaceae
Product: thiamine pyrophosphokinase-related protein
Exons: 2
Coding region: 1-969 (322 amino acids)
Molecular function (GO): 8-oxo-dGDP phosphatase activity
Source: RefSeq, a predicted model, not a curated record